Messenger RNA from Capronia epimyces CBS 606.96, 1578 nucleotides. RefSeq lists its product as uncharacterized. Bases 1 to 1578 code for a protein of 525 amino acids. The record is from RefSeq and is a predicted model, not a curated record. NCBI's taxonomy places the organism in Eukaryota, Fungi, Ascomycota, Eurotiomycetes, Chaetothyriales, Herpotrichiellaceae. Gene Ontology annotation, molecular function: iron ion binding; heme binding; monooxygenase activity. The transcript has 8 exons.
AUGACUUCGCCCAACGUCGCCCAGGUCGGCCACAGCCUCGUCACCGCCGUGGUGGUCGCCAGUGUUGGCCUGGUGGUAUAUCUGGUCGGGAAUGCGAUAUACAACCUCUACUUCCACCCCCUCGCCAAGUUUCCCGGCCCCCGCCUGGCCGCCGUGACUCGGUUCUGGCUGGCCUGGCAGUGUUACAAGGAAAAGGAGCCGUAUGUGUUGUUUGAGCUGUCCAAGAAAUACGGCCCCGUGGUGAGAAUAAGUCCAGCCAUGCUCCACGUGAGCGAUGCAACCAAACUGCCUGUCAUCUAUCACCGGCAAGCCGACAAGUCCAAGCACUACAUUACCGGCUCGUUUGGAGCCACCGAGAGUCUGUUUCAUAUGCAAGCACACUCGGAGCACUCCAAGUACCGCAAAGCCAUUGCUGGUCCCUAUACUCUGAGCAAUAUGCGAAAGAACGAGAGCCUCAUUGACCGACACACGGAGAAAUGGAUCAAACGCAUGGAUGAGUUGCUCGUCCAGCCCGGCCAGGAGUUCGACUUCUCGCUGUGGCCGGUCUUCUGGGCCUACGACGUCAUCUCCGACCUGGGCUUUGGCGGCCCCUUUGGCUUCAUCGACCAAGGCGCCGACGUGGACAACCUGAUCACGGGAUACCACGAAGGACUGCAUCUCUUCGGUGCCAUGGGUCGCUUGUAUCCCAUCACCAAUUUCGUCAAGAAAUUUCCCUGGAUCGCCAACAAAUACAUGAUUGCGAAACCGGAAAACGACGAUGGAAUCGGCAUGAUCAUGAGGGCAGGUCACCCAACACUCAACCCAACCCGCCACCUCGAACUCGGUCUUUUGCUGACACUGUCGGAGAUUGAAAGUGGAAAGUUCGACGGCCGCCAGGAUUUGCUGCAGUCGUUGAUGGAGAUCCGCACGACCGAGGGCAAGCCACUGGAGUUUGAACAUAUCAAAACCGAGGUGUUUAUCAUCCUUGUUGCCGGCGCGGAUACCGUGGGAACCACCGUGCAGGCGCUGCUCAACUACAUCACUCGCGAUGCCCGAGUGUACGAGAAGCUGAUGAAUGAGGUCGACAACGCCACCCGUGCCGGCCAUCUCAGCAAACUGGCCCAGUUCGACGAGGUAUUGCAGCACCUACCAUAUUACAUGGCUUGCAUCAAAGAGGCGCAACGCCUGUGUCCUCCUGCCCCGAGUCUAUUCCCGCGCCUAGUGUCCAAGGGCGGUCUCGAUCUGUACGGCAAGUUUGUGCCCGAAGGCACCGAGCUGACCUGCAAUCCCUACGUGGUGCACCGCGACUCGAAAAUCUACGGGCCCGACUACGAGGAAUUCCGGCCCGAGCGAUGGCUGGAAAGCGAGGAGCAAGCCACCCUGUACCAGAAAUACCAGUUCGGUUUCGGCUACGGAUCGCGCAUCUGUCUCGGCAAGGAGUUUGCGCGCUUGGAGCUGUAUAAGGGCCCGUUGGAGUUUUUGCGCGCGUUCAAACCCACCCUCGACCAGUCCCGCCCGCCCAAGUACCAUAUUGAGGGCGGCGAGAGUUGGUUCACUGACAUGUGGAUGAGGCUGGAGAGGCGAGAGCUGGUUCAUUGA